Molecule: messenger RNA, 2324 nt
Organism: Fusarium verticillioides 7600
Lineage: Eukaryota; Fungi; Ascomycota; Sordariomycetes; Hypocreales; Nectriaceae
Exons: 8
Coding region: 108-2324 (738 amino acids)
Biological process (GO): DNA-templated transcription; regulation of DNA-templated transcription
Molecular function (GO): DNA-binding transcription factor activity, RNA polymerase II-specific; DNA binding; zinc ion binding
Source: RefSeq, a predicted model, not a curated record
CCGAAUACACCUGGGAACUCAGUUUACUUUAGCCAGCUUUUUAGAGCUGCUGUUUCCCAAACACUGCUUUCUCAAAGUCACAUGGGGGUAUACGGCUACUCCUAGUUAUGGAUCCAGGACUAUCCUCAUCCAGCAACGUCUCUCCAGGGCCUGGGCCGCAAAGCAAUCGAAAAGAACGCGGUGCCAUUGCAGCGCAGGCUUGUGAGACGUGUCGCAACCGAAAACAAAGAUGUGAUGAACAAAGACCAAAGUGUGGCACAUGCCAGAGAUUCAAGCUCGACUGCCGAUACCGAGAACCCCAACCAACAAAGAAGGAUAAGACUCUGGUUGAGAUUCUAGACCGACUCAAGACUGUCGAAAGUAAGCUUGACAAUUUGGGUCAAAGGGAAAAUACGACUCCUCCCCUCUUCACCACCCCUCAACCUCCAGCCGUUUAUUCCACCAACACGCCGUUACUGGUGGAUCCCGACUCCCACGAUCCUCUUCCAGGCACAUCCUUACCUAACCAUCCUACAAGUCCAUCGCCCAACCGUGAUACAGGCGGCUUUCGCUAUGACUCGUCUGUGUCUAAGAUGUCAGAAUGGCCCGUUGUGCGCCAGAUGUUCGAAAGCCUUGGCCAGAAGGCUCCAUCCGCCAUGGGUGAGAUUCCUGCACUUCCGAGAGGACUUCGCGCCUCAAACGUUACCCUGCCAUCCGAUGGACUGCAGCCGGUCGGAAUCCCAAGUAACAGCACCCUGCAGAUACCCCUGCAUCUCUCAGGCUCUACCUCGACCCUCAACCUUAGCCCCCCAAGUGUGGACUGGGAGACCAUGCAAAGACUUAGCAAGGCUUAUUUCGACGUCAUCAACAUGCUUCAUCCUAUCUUGGACAGACAGUGGUUCAACUCAAACGUACUGAGUUCAAUCAUCAAUAAUGGAUUUCAAGAAGGAGCACUUUCAUCCCUUGUACUACUUGUCUUUGCCCUUGGAGAGGUGGCGCUCACCACAUCAGAAGUGCCAAUCUCGGCUUACAAGCAGCGACCAUCUGGAAUUAAGGGAGGAACUAUCGAUCGGCCACCUGGUCUUGCUUAUUUCAAUGAGGCACGGAAAAGGAUGGGGUUUGGAAUAAGCGAAGUCAGCCUCGAAAACGUGCAGAUGUUGGCACUUGCCUCGCUCUACUACUCAAGCUGCGGACAAGCUCUAGAAUGCUGGAGGAUGAGUGUGUAUGCGUCUCUGGCCUGCCAGGGUCUGAUAACGAGCAAACCCGACGAGUUACACGGCCCCCGAACAGAUCUGGUCAAACGAGUCUUCUGGCACUGCUCGAUCAUGGAAACGUGCUUCCACAUGGAGUUUGGACUACCCCUGACUGGGCUAGAAAAGCUGGAGGAAACGAUUGGCCUCCCUGACUUUAGUGGACCGAUGACUGACGAGGACUAUAUCGUCAAUCAACAAACACACUUUCAUGAGCAUUUCGCCUCUCAAAUCGUGCUCCGAAGGCUCUCUGCCAAUUUCCAUUCUGUUCUCAACAAGACCUUUGGCAAAGAUGCUUCUCUGCCCCUUGCGGGGUUCGCUCCUUUCAAUAUCUCUUCAAGUCCCGGGACCGCAGCUGUUAUGAAACAACUUGACGCACAGCUAGACCAGUGGAGGGGCAUGCUACCCAGCCAUCUAAGGUGGCAGGAUAACCAGGAUGUAGCCUUCGCGGAGCCUUCACAUAAUGCCUUUGGUGAAGUAUAUACGGAAGAAUCUCUCCAGAGCAAUUACAUGUUCACGCCGGAUCUUGACACUCCACCAGCCACGUAUCCGUUCGCGGCCGACAUACAAACCGCACUUCUUCGAACACGAUACAGCUACAACAAACACCUCAUACACAGGCCCUGCGUUUUCAAAGCUCUUCAUCACCCUGAGAGCAUGACUCGAGAAGAUGCUGAAGCAUCCCAUGUUGAAUCGGAUACGAUCGUCGCUUUGCGGGCAACGCUUCGAUAUCGAAGCCUCCCAAACUGUCACAGCAUACAUAGACUGGCUACGCGACAUGAAAAAGAUAGAAUCAACGGCGAACUGGUGCUGGAAUAUCGCUCGCUUGGUCUAUCAAUUGGACGAUUAGAUGAAACGAGGCAAGGUGUUGACAUACCUCCCCUUAUGAUUACAGCCGUGGGAGCGGGGCUGGGUGAUAGAUUUUGGCGAUACGGCUGCGAAACGAAGCAUAGCAUGAUUACUUGGACGCUAGGAGUCGAGCGAAUCUCCCCAUGGUCUGAUCGAAUUGAUUAUGCAAGUCCAUGCAAGAAGACUAUAGAGAGGUUCAUGGGAAUUGUGUUGAUCACAUUCAAGGAAGAGUUGGGAAGGAUUUAG